This is a messenger RNA of Symbiodinium sp. CCMP2456, 537 nucleotides long. The record is from the annotation of a GenBank genome assembly. NCBI's taxonomy places the organism in Eukaryota, Dinophyceae, Suessiales, Symbiodiniaceae.
AUGGUUCAUGAGCACGGUCCAAGAGUGAUGACCAACGGCCCAGACAUCCAAUGGCACUGGAGGAACUUGAACAUGCAAGUGCACUUGAGCCCCAGCUGUCCGUGUCAAAACGACAUGCUGCAGGUCAAGACAAACGACACGGUGGGCACCGUCCCGUGUCCGAUCGGCCACGGCUGGAACCUUUUCGGUCUGCCCGGAGACACCACGUCACCGAGCCGCUUCAUCCGCCUCUUAAAACCUGCGAGGAUAUUCCAUGGAAGCAAGCCCCAUCACGAACUUCGAGGAUGCUGUGGAGUGGUGUUAGGAACUUCGCUUCUCAACAACGUCUUCAUCCCCCACGGUGCAGUCGCUGCGGAUCCCAGAGCUGGGCCCAGCGACGGCCCUGAAUUCACGGACCGUGACUAUGCUGUCCUAAAAGCUCCGAAGGAGAAGGUCUACAUGGUCCGAGGCUAUCGCAACAUGCAGGGGCGGAAAAUUGAACUCACGAGGCUGGACAUCUCCAAAUGCCCGCUUGAAGACGGAUCGCUGGGGGCCUAA